This is a messenger RNA of Dentiscutata heterogama, 1107 nucleotides long. The record is from the annotation of a GenBank genome assembly. Lineage: Eukaryota; Fungi; Glomeromycota; Glomeromycetes; Diversisporales; Gigasporaceae.
AUGGAUCCAAUAACUGGACUUCCAAGCUCUCGUCGUUCAACUUUAUCAGAAGACGCGCAUCGUGAAGGCGUUACUACCGAAACUCAUGAUUGGACAUUGAUUAAAGCUAUUGACCUUGUAGCUGAUCAAAACGUUAUUGUAAUUGACGGAGAGGUACCAAUUGAAGAAGCUUGUGACAUCCUUACGCGAAACAAUAUAUCUUCAGCGCCAGUCUACGAUGCUUCAACGAAGAGUUAUUCGGGCAUGUUUGAUUGGGCUGACGUUAUGACAUAUUUGUUAAUUGUUCUUAAGAAAAAGGAUGCUUCAAAACAACUAGAGAAAAGUGAGGCUGAACUAUCUGCUGAAUUUAAUGAUUUAGUAAAAUUGGCGAGUCAUUGUCAACCUGUUCCCGUCAAAUUAGCUUCCGACCUUUCAAAGAAAAAUCCUUUUUAUAGUGUACUUCCAGAAACAUCGCUGUUACAAGUUGUUGAAUUGUUUGCAAGUGGAACUCACAGAGUUGCCGUUUUAGACGCGGAUGGAGUUAUUAAAGGAAUCUUAACUCAAUCAAGAGUGGUUAAUUAUUUUUAUCAAAAUGUGACUAAAUUUCCUCCAAUCGAGCAACUCUUCCCCAAAACGCUUAAUGAACUUGAUAUAGGAAGGGGUUUCGUAAUUUCUGCCCAAGGUGAUUCAUUUGUGCUUGACGCGUUGACAAUGAUGAUUAAAAAUGGUUUUAGUUCUAUUGCUAUCGUGGAUCCUGAAGGGUUGUUACUUGGUAACAUAAGCAUGACAGACAUUAAGUAUGUUCUACGAAGUUAUAGUCAUUUUUUAAUGUGGAAAACGUGUCAUCAAUUUGUUAGUCAUGUGAGAAGCAGGCAAGGACUUGAGGACGGACAGGAUAGAUAUCCUGUAUUUGAUGCCCGUCCAACAUCAGCUUUAGGUUAUACUAUUGCCAAAUUAACUGCGACAAAGGCCCAUCGUCUUUGGGUGGUAGAUGAACGAAUGCGUGCUAUUGGCGUGGUGAGUUUGACGGAUCUACUUCUUGUAAUUGCGCGUUCAGCUGGUUUAAAUCCGAAGCCUAAGAGAGUUAGCGUUAUAUCAUUAUCAUCACCCACGAGUCAAAGCGAAUAA